AUGGCUGCAGCUCUAGUUUCUCUGAUGAAUACGGUGGAGCAGAUCCAAAACCACCCUCAACUUUCCACUUCUCUUCAUCAUUUCCAGAUUGAGAUCCUCCGCGAAAAAGUUUAUUUCUUCCUAGAUUUUAUAGAAAGUUAUUCCUCUCAUGUAGAUGAUUUGGAGAGGCGGAUUGCAACUGCAGCUCAUGCGGCUGAAGAUUUAUUUGAAUCCCAUGUUGUUUGGCGAAUUCGUACCCACGAAAAAAACAGUCUCGAUCUGCAGAAGGUAAUUGUAGAUAUGGAUCUUGUGAGAGAGAAAGUGUUGAAGGUGAAAGAGGAAAGGGGAAUCAGAUAUGAGCAGCCGACUGCUAAUUCAUCAAGAUCCGUUGCCAGUAACCGAGAGGCGAUUAUGGUGGGAUUUGGUGGCUACUUGGAUCAGCUCUUGGAUUUGCUCACCGGAAAUCAAUCUAGCCGCCAGAUCAUCUCAAUCGUUGGCAUGGGCGGUAUUGGUAAGACUACUCUGGCCAAGAAUACUUUUGAAAAUUCAAUUAUUAAGCGACACUUUGAUAUAUUUUCUUAG
Molecule: messenger RNA, 561 nt
Organism: Salvia miltiorrhiza (redroot sage)
Lineage: Eukaryota; Viridiplantae; Streptophyta; Magnoliopsida; Lamiales; Lamiaceae
Product: probable disease resistance RPP8-like protein 2
Exons: 2
Coding region: 1-561 (186 amino acids)
Molecular function (GO): ADP binding
Source: RefSeq, a predicted model, not a curated record